AUGCUUCGAGGUCGGUCGCUAUCUGUGACAUCCCUAGGUGGGCUGCCUCGGUGGGAAGCCGGACUUCCCGUGGAGAAUUUACUGCUCUUUGAAGUCUCUUGGGAAGUGACCAAUAAAGUUGGUGGCAUCUAUACUGUGAUUCAGACAAAGGCCAAAACUACAGCAGAUGAAUGGGGAGACAACUAUUUUCUGAUUGGUCCAUAUUUUGAGCAUAAUAUGAAGACUCAGGUGGAACAGUGUGAACCUGUGAAUGAUGCCGUUAGAAGAGCCAUGGACACGAUGAACAAACACGGCUGCCAGGUGCGCUUUGGAAGAUGGCUGAUAGAAGGGAGUCCUUACGUGGUUCUCUUUGACAUUGGCUAUUCGGCUUGGAACCUGGACAAGUGGAAAGGAGACCUCUGGGAAGCAUGCAACGUUGGCAUUCCUUAUCACGACCAGGAAGCCAAUGAUAUGCUGAUCUUUGGGUCAUUAACUGCCUGGUUCUUGAAAGAGGUGACAGACCAUGCUGAUGGGAGACACGUCAUUGUCCAUUUCCAUGAAUGGCAGGCUGGGAUUGGACUGAUCCUUUCUCGAGCUCGGAAACUGCCCAUUGCUACAGUCUUUACCACCCACGCCACACUGCUUGGGCGGUAUCUCUGUGCAGCUAACAUCGAUUUCUACAACCAGCUUGAUAAGUUUAACAUAGACAAAGAGGCUGGGGAAAGGCAGAUUUAUCACCGGUAUUGCAUGGAGCGCGCUUCCGUCCAUUGUGCUCAUGUUUUCACUACAGUUUCUGAAAUUACAGCCAUAGAGGCAGAACACAUGCUGAAGAGAAAACCUGAUGUAGUUACUCCAAAUGGCUUGAAUGUUAAGAAAUUUUCAGCUGUACAUGAGUUUCAAAAUCUCCAUGCUAUGUACAAGGCCAGGAUCCAAGAAUUUGUUCGAGGUCAUUUCUAUGGUCAUCUGGACUUUGAUCUUGAAAAAACAUUGUUCCUCUUCAUUGCUGGGAGGUAUGAGUUUUCAAACAAAGGAGCUGACAUCUUCUUAGAAUCCUUAUCCAGAUUAAAUUUCCUGCUGAGGAUGCAUAAAAGUGACGUCACCGUGGUGGUGUUUUUCAUUAUGCCUGCCAAGACAAAUAAUUUCAAUGUGGAAACCCUGAAAGGCCAGGCAGUACGCAAACAGCUAUGGGACACUGCACAUUCUGUGAAGGAAAAGUUUGGAAAGAAACUGUAUGAUGCACUAUUAAGAGGAGAAAUUCCUGACAUGAACAAUAUUUUGGAUCGAGAUGAUCUGACAAUUAUGAAAAGAGCUAUCUUUUCAACUCAGCGGCAGUCUUUGCCCCCGGUGACCACUCACAACAUGAUUGAUGAUUCCACCGAUCCCAUCCUCAGCACCAUUAGACGUAUCAGGCUCUUCAAUAGCCGCACAGACAGAGUCAAGUUGAUUUUGCACCCAGAGUUCCUGUCCUCUACCAGCCCCUUGCUACCCAUGGAUUACGAAGAGUUUGUCCGAGGUUGUCAUCUUGGAGUAUUUCCAUCAUACUAUGAACCCUGGGGUUAUACUCCAGCUGAAUGCACUGUGAUGGGCAUCCCCAGUGUGACCACCAAUCUCUCUGGCUUUGGCUGUUUCAUGCAGGAGCAUGUGGCUGACCCCACUGCAUACGGAAUUUACAUCGUUGACAGGCGGUUCUGCUCCCCUGAUGAUUCUUGCAAUCAGCUGACUCAGUUUCUCUAUGGAUUUUGCAAACAGUCACGCCGCCAGAGGAUUAUUCAAAGGAAUCGCACCGAGAGGCUCUCAGAUCUUCUGGACUGGAGAUACUUAGGCAGAUAUUACCAGCAUGCCAGGCUCCUGACAUUAAGCAGAGCCUUUCCAGAAAAAUUCCACAUGGAACCCACAUCGCCACCAACGACAGAAGGGUUUAAGUAUCCCAGGCCCUCCUCGGUACCACCGUCGCCUUCGGGAUCUCAGGCCUCCAGUCCUCAGAGCAGUGAUGCGGAGGAUGACAAUGAGGAUGAGAGAUACGACGAGGAAGAAGAGGCCGAAAGGGAUCGGUUAAAUAUCAAGUCGCCGUUUUCUCUGAGUCACGUUCCUCGGGGGAAGAAGAAGCAGCACGGAGAAUACAAGAACUGA
Dama dama (fallow deer) is the source of this 2109-nucleotide messenger RNA. RefSeq names its product glycogen synthase 2 (gene GYS2). Bases 1 to 2109 code for a protein of 702 amino acids. The record is from RefSeq and is a predicted model, not a curated record. The transcript has 16 exons. Gene Ontology annotation, molecular function: alpha-1,4-glucan glucosyltransferase (UDP-glucose donor) activity. Gene Ontology annotation, cellular component: cytoplasm. Gene Ontology annotation, biological process: glycogen biosynthetic process. Lineage: Eukaryota; Metazoa; Chordata; Mammalia; Artiodactyla; Cervidae.